Molecule: messenger RNA, 12363 nt
Organism: Aplysia californica (California sea hare)
Lineage: Eukaryota; Metazoa; Mollusca; Gastropoda; Aplysiida; Aplysiidae
Product: laminin subunit alpha-1
Exons: 66
Coding region: 866-10774 (3302 amino acids)
Biological process (GO): regulation of embryonic development; regulation of cell migration; regulation of cell adhesion
Cellular component (GO): basement membrane
Molecular function (GO): signaling receptor binding; extracellular matrix structural constituent
Source: RefSeq, a predicted model, not a curated record
AUAAAGUAAUGUAUCGUCUUAUCUUUUUUGAUCUCCUCACAAAUUGGUUCUCCAUAAAUCCGGUCUGCGAGGAAGUGGAUGUUAGCCCAGCAAACACGCUUCAGUCCCCCUCUCUCACCACACAACAUGUGGGCCUCUUCUCUUCUUACCUUUCGCCGUCCCUUUACUAGGCUAGCUACUCUCUUCUCACUAGCUUACCUAGCCUACCCCAAUAGCUCCCCCCACUCUUCUAAUUUCUAGUUGUGCGUUAUGCCCCUUCCUUUUAUCAUCUACAGUAGGCUUGCCUAGCACUUUUACACCGCGUCGGCGGGGAUUUUUCUCUUUUCCGUCUGCGGUUUGUCUUUUUUUUUCAAUUUAUAAACGAGACGUCCCGCCAAAGGACAAGAGGGGGCGACCUGGGACCGUCCCAGAACGACGACGCUGAGCAAGCGCCCUGCCUGAUGAAGGACGGAGAGUGGGGGACAGCGGCGGGACGGACUGAGUGAGAGAGGGAAGGAAAGGGUUGAAUAUCACAGCUGAGGGAAGGAGAACCUGUGGUGGUGGUGGUGGACCGCGUGAAUUUGUGUAAGUUCGCUUUGAGAAAAAUAGCUCUGUGUGUGUGUGUGGUAGUCGCGGCGGUGCAGUGCUGAGCGGAUCUGUACGUGCUAUUACGUAGCCGGAUUGCAGAGGUUCUACUUAAUUUUCACCGGCACGCAGUGAGGCCCGGCCGAGAAGGGAUCAGACGAGAGAAGUGGGAGCUUUUAGUGAUUCAGUAGUUGCACAAGUGAACUCCGAUGUUCCUGUCUCUCCUGGAUUUGGAUUAGGUCGUUUGAACGACCAUUUCUCAGGGGUGAAUACAACACGGCUGACGCUGGUGAAUGUGACCAUGGGAAAGUGGACGUUGCAGUGUGUUCAGAGGGCCAGUGUGGCUUGUGCUCUCCUUUUGUGUGUCCUUUUCAUCGGGCAGGCACAGGGUCAGAGGUCAGAUGAUGAUUUGUCCGGCCUGUUUCCUGUGGUGUUCAACUUGGCGACCCGCGCGAGGAUCCAAGCGAACGCCACUUGCGGCCUGAACGAGCCAGAGGUCUUCUGCAAGCUGGUGGAGCACGUCCGCAUCUUCCCGGCCGAGAACCGUCACUGCGACAUCUGUGACGCUCGGAGCGACAACCAGGCACAGAGCCACCCCAUCCAGUACGCCAUUGACGGCAGCCAGAAAUGGUGGCAGAGCCCUACGCUGACGAACGGGGCGGGGUUCAACCAUGUCUCCAUCAUUCUGGAUCUUGGCCAGAUCUACCAGAUCGCUUACAUCAUCAUCAAAGCGGCCAACUCGCCCAGGCCCGGAAACUGGAUACUUGAACGCUCGCUGGACGGAGAGACUUACUUCCCUUGGCAGUACUUCGCCAUGACGGACAAGGAAUGCCGCAUGUUCUACGGCAUCGAGGCCACCCGAGGCGUGCCCACCUUCCUCCGGGAUGACCAGGUCAUCUGCACGUCGCGCUACUCGGCCCUCAACCCUCUGGAGAAUGGCGAGAUCUUUGUGUCCCUGGUGAAUGGCAGACCUGGCGUUUUCCAACCAAGUAAAGUUCUAUUGGAUUUUACUUCUGCCAGAUACGUUCGUCUCCGGUUCCAGAAAAUAAGGACUCUCAAUGCAGACCUUAUGAGUUUUAGCAGCAUCGACCCCGAUUCAGCCGACGCCAGUGUCACACGAAGGUACUACUAUUCUGUGAAGGACAUUUCUAUUGGAGGACAGUGCAUUUGUUAUGGUCAUGCCACCUUCUGCCGCCGCCAUGACACGCUGGAAGACCGUCUUCAAUGUCAGUGCCUGCACAACACUGCAGGAGACAACUGUGAGAUGUGUCUGCCAAAGUUCAACCAAAAACCGUGGAAAGUCGGUGGCAUUCAAGGACUUGGCUGUGAAGAAUGCAACUGCCAUGGCAAGUCGGAUGAGUGUGUGUACAACGCUACAGUGGAUGCCAACAAACUCAGUCUGAACAUGACAGGCAGUUAUGAUGGAGGAGGAGUCUGUCUCAACUGUCGGGAAUACACAACAGGUGUCAACUGUGAACGUUGUCUCCCCGGCUACUAUCGCCCGCGUGGAAUGACCCCUGACAUGAGGUUCCCCUGCCGACAAUGUAACUGUCAGGAGACCCAGACGUCCACUAGUGAAUGUGUGCUGGAUGAUUCCCGUGUCGAUGAAGGAUUGGAACCUGGGUCAUGUAUCUGUAAGGAGGGCUACUCUGGUCCGGGCUGUGAUCGCUGUGCUUUUGGCUAUUUUGGAUUCCCGAACUGUCGUCCGUGCCGAUGUAAUGCAGCUGGGAGUAGGGACCCGGACAACUGUGAUAGAGCAUGUGUCUGCAAGGUUCAUGUCCGGGGCAGUCGUUGCGACAGUUGUGAGCCAGGGUAUUUCAAUCUGGAGCAAGCAAACCCUGAAGGCUGCACCAAGUGCUUCUGUUUUGGUGUUUCUACAGUUUGUGAGAGUGUGUCAUGGGGGCUGUCCAGGGUGGAUGACUACUCUGGAUGGGUUCUGUCUACUUUGGGUCCGGGAGGUUUGACCUUACUGCCGCGGAUGUUUGGUGGUUGGCUUGAAGCGAAGACAUAUCUUCUUAAAGUGGAUGCCAUUGACCCACGGUCCUACUCUCAAGAUGACAUCCACUACUGGGUGGCUCCUAUGUCCUACUUGGGAAAUCGGCUGAGUUCCUAUGGUGGUUACCUGACCUUUACCCUCAAGUAUAGUCUGGAUGAUCAGCUGUCUGGUGGAUAUCACCUGAGGGAACCCAAUUUGGUGCUGGAGGUGAGCUUCAUCACUUUUAGAAGAUACAGGCUGCUAUUUAUCUGUCCUCCUUCCUUCUUUCUUGAUCUGCCUGUCUGUUACUCUCCCUGUCCUUCCACAAAUAACAAUCUUUUGUUCAAUAUUCUUAUUUAUUUAUUUCAGGGCAGCAAUUUGGCCAUCACUACCGACAAGGAAUAUCUGAGGGAAGAGAUGGAGAACAAAGUGCGCAUCCGUCUACAUGAAAGUGGCUGGUUCCGCCUCAGCGAUAGACAGCCAGUUACGAGGGAUGAGAUGAUGACUGUGUUGUACAGCCUGAGCCGUCUGCUCAUCCGCGCUACCUAUCACACAGCUCAAGAAACUGUUUUCCUGAAGAAUGUCUACAUGGACAUGGCAAGCCCUCUGGUCAUGGAUGGAAGCUCUUUACCAUCUGUUGAACAAUGCAGAUGUCCUCAGGGCUAUGCUGGACUGUCAUGUGAGAGCUGCUCUCCUGGAUGGCGCCGCGUGGAGAACCAACUGUACGGAGGACGGUGCCAGCAAUGUCAGUGUUACGGCCAUGCCUCUGGCUGUGAUCCUGUCACCGGAGACUGCAUGGACUGUAGACACAGCACAGCUGGAGCUAGGUGUGACCGCUGUCUGCCAGGGUUCUAUGGCGACCCCCGACGAGGGUCGCCAGAUGAUUGCAAGCCCUGUGCUUGUCCACUGACCACUGGUAACAAUUUCUUUGCUGAGAGAUGCGUUGCCAGGCCCACUCUGGAAGAUAGGGAUGCAUAUGAGUGUGUCAAUUGCCAGGAAGGGUAUACUGGAGAUAGAUGUGAGAUGUGUGCUUCAGGUUACUAUGGCAACCCUGGCACCCCAGGAGGUUCUUGUCGUAGAUGUAUGUGCGGUGGCAACAUUGACAUGUCGCUUCCUGGGAGCUGUAACAAUGUUACUGGUGCUUGCACUCGCUGUGCCACGAAUACCGAGGGAGAGUUCUGUGAGAGAUGCAGCCCAGGGUACUACGGCUCAGCUGUGAAUGGCGAUUGCCGACCCUGCGAGUGUUCCAAUUCUGGUUCCCGAAAUAACGAGUGCAACGCAAGAAGUGGUCAGUGUGAAUGUAAGGAAAGGUUCACAGGCCGGCGAUGCAACAAGUGUGAGAGAGGCUAUGGAAAUGUUGAGAGGGGUUGUGAGAGAUGUUCUUGCGAUCGGCAAGGCUCUCAGAGCUCCGAGUGUGACCCGGUCUCUGGUCAGUGCCGCUGCGUGGAUGGUGUCGUAGGUCUUAAUUGUGAUGCUUGCGCUGAAGGGUACUACGACUUUUCAAGGAGAGGAUGUAAAGAUUGUGAUUGUUAUGGUCCUGGUACGAACAACACUGUGACAUGUGACCCGUACAGUGGGCGAUGUCAGUGCCGCCCGGGUGUCAUGGGUCGGCAGUGUGAUUCUUGUAAGCGGUUUCACUAUGGUCUGGAAUCGGGCGAAGGCUGUAAGGACUGCGCCUGUGACCGGACGGGGGCCAGGAGUGGCGUGUGUGACCCUCAGAACGGUCAGUGUGAAUGUCGGCCUGGAGUCAUGGGACGCACUUGUGACAAGUGCCAGCCAGGUUUCUAUGGUUUCUCCCGGAGGGGUUGUGAGGCCUGUGAGCCAUGCAACAAACCCGGACAUAUCUGCAACCCUGACACAGGGAAAUGUGAAUGUCCACCCAACACUGAGGGCCCGAACUGUGAGGUGUGCAUCAGGGAUUGUUGGGGCUUCACCAAAGACCAGGGCUGCAAGCCAUGUAACUGCAGCCAGUCAGGCUCCGCCUCCCAGCAGUGUGACCCACUAACGGGUGCCUGCUCCUGUCUGGAGGGCUACCAGGGCUAUAGCUGUGACCAGUGCCUGGUCAGCUUCUAUAACUUCCCUGACUGUACGUCCUGCGGCUGCAAUGAGACGGGAGUCAUUUCCGACACGUGUAUCACAGGCGUGUGUGAGUGUGAUGGCAUGGGACAGUGCUUUUGUAAGGUAAUCAUCGUCGGAUCGGAUGGCGGACUAUUAUGUUGUGAUCUGCGAGAAGUCAAAGUAGGCCUACACCGAUGCCGGCCUGGCACCUUCAGCCUGGAUGGAAAUAAUCCGAAAGGCUGCACAGAAUGCUAUUGUUUUCUCCGGGCUCAGCAAUGUAUGCAGGCGCCCUAUGUGUGGAAAGAGAUUGAUCUGCCGUCCAUGUCAGCAGAGUUUGUCCCCCCUGGGGCUGGAGGGGAGCCCCCCUUCAAGAGGUUCGGCUAUCACGUCAUCAACUCCACAAAGACUGAGGUCACUUCCGAGCUGAGCAGUAGCCCUCUCUACUUUGCACUGCUCUCGGACGCUCUGCCCUCUGAUAUGACCCUGAAUUAUGGGGGCAAGCUCCAGAUUACCCAUUACUUUGAGGGUCCCAGUGAGUACCUCAGACCUGAAGAUGCUGCCCCUCUCGCCGUCAUGGUGGGCAAUGGCAUACAGAUUGUGUCUCAGGUCUCCAAUUUGGAACCCCUGAAUCCUGUACCGUUUGAAGUGGUUUUACACGAAGACAUGUGGCAGCUCCCAGGCCAAGUGACGCCCAUCACUCGCCGGCUCAUGAUGGUUGUGCUGGAAAAAGUGCAAGGCUUGUUUGUGAGAGCAGUGCAGAACGGACGGGCUCAGUACUCAGAAGUGGGUCCCAUCAUGAUUGAGAGAGCUGUGCCUCCAGCUUCUGCCCCACCAAAUGCUCGACCCGCCCUUGGUGUGGAGACGUGUGACUGCCCAGACAGGUACUCUGGAGACUCUUGUCAGAACCCGGGCCCAGGUUACUUCCGUGUGGUUCCAGACGGCACGACCAACAUUGGCGUGCCAGAGACAGUGAUUGGACAGGUCAAGCCUUGUCAGUGUUACAGACACAGCGAGUUCUGUGAUGCCGAGACAGGCCAGUGUUUGGCGUGUGAACACAACACCACAGGGCGCCAGUGUGAGCUCUGUGCUGAUGGCUAUUACGGCGUUGCCACGAGGGGGACACCAGAUGACUGCCAGCCCUGUGCCUGUCCCUUGCCUAUACCUUCAAAUAACUUCAGUCCAUCGUGUGUUGGUGGCAGAAAUGGAAUGAUGUGCACAGCCUGUAUUGAGGGCUACACAGGAUUACGGUGUGAAAAUUGCGCUCCUGGCUAUUACGGCAACCCCCAGACCGUGGGAAGCAAAUGUCUCCCCUGCAACUGCAACCCCCAGGGCUCUCAAGGUGGGGACUGUGAUGUGCUGACUGGGCAGUGCCCAUGUCUGCCGGGCAUCGAAGGACUGAGCUGUGAGGCCUGCAGUGACCCCACAUAUGGCGUGCAAGACGGCCAGUGUAUCUCAUGUUACGACGGCUGCACAGGGAUCCUUCUGAAAGAUAUGGAGGAACUCGCUGCAAGCCUGGUCAACAUCAACUUCACUGGAGCUGUCUACCCCUGGGACAGGCUGAACGAGCUGUCGGAUGAAGGCAAAGCCCUAUCGGAGUCUCUUCGCGCCCUUGAAGCAGCCGGCUCAGACAACCUGAAAGAUAUGAAAGAGUCGGCAGAUACAUAUAACCAAAUUGCCGACAAAUUGAUUCAUCGAAGUAACACAACGUGUGAAGGAGAGCUGAGUACCACGGGAGGCAUAGCCUGUCGCACCCAGAAGAGUGCUGAGCAGGUCAAGAAUAAUGCCACAGACCUGGAAAAAGUCAUAGACCAACUCUUUAAGGACAUCAAAAAAUCGGUGGAUGAAUUGAACAAGUUGAUCAACGACAGCUUGGCUGGUCAGGGUGGGACUGGUGGACAACUGGACGAGCAGCUCAAGAAAGCUCAGAAGAUUCUAGACGAGAUUCUCGACCGCGACUUCUCUGUUGCCGAUGCUGCCACUCAGACUGAAAAUAUGCGUGCUGAAAAGUUGUCCGAAAGCAUCCAAGAUUUGAUUGCUCGUAACUUCAAUGUGUCGAUGGUGGAGGAAGAUUUAAAUGAUGUGAAGGACCGUUUGAACGAUUUGAUAAAUCAAACUAAGGGGGCAUCUGCCACAGCAGACAAUGCCUUGGAGCUGAUCAGGAAUCUCACGGAUCUCCUGAAUGAAAUGAAACGAAUCAAAGAGGAAAUUGACAAACUAAGGAACGACUCUGAGGAUUACAUAGAUGACGCCUGGGAUCUGAUCUACAAAGCCGAUUCAAGUCUCCUAAUUUCAACUGGAGAAAAUGACCUUCUGGCCAGAGCUAUUGACGACCUGUAUAAGAGAGUGACUGGCCUGAGGGAGGCCAUGCCUCGACUGCAAGAUCUGUACCAGAGAGCUGUGCAGCAUGCCCUCUACCUCAGGGGUCAGACGGAGGAAAUGAAAAGGCUCUUUGCAAAGACUCGAGAUUUGGCCAAGGAUGCUGUCACUGCUGCCAAAGCAUACCAAAGUAUCGUUGAUGCCAUUGCGGAGGCGAAGAAAUCCGCAGAGAAAGCCCUCCAAGAUGCUGAAGAGUCCAAGAAGAUUGCUCAGUUGUCUGACCUAAAGAAGGAAGUUGACGAGUUGAUGAGGAUCAGCAACCAGCAGCUGCGCGAGGCUGAUUCUCUGCUCGCUGAGGCCAAAGGUCUCCUAGAGUCUCUGGGCGAUGUGAAAGAUGACCUCACUGAGGCUGGCGAGAAACAUGGGAACGCAAAGGACAUCCUGGAGGAGAUUAAGAAAAAACUCAAACUACUUCCUGAAAAUUUCCGUGACAGCCUGGACAACAUUGAGAAAAGGACUAAGGCUGCUGAAAAAACUGCCGAAGAUGCCAUUGAGCUAAUCAACAAACUGAACACCACAGCUCUCAUGGAAAAGAUGAAUGAGAUGAAAAAUCUUGAUUUAAGUGCUUUUAGAUUUGAUAUUGGUAGUGAGAGUAAGUACCUCUUUUGUAUUUCAGUUUUUCUUUCAAAUUAUCAGUUGUUGAUCUUUUUUCUCCACCCCAGUCAUUGCCAUUGUGACGUACAUGAAAAAAGUUACUCAUCCUUGUUUCUUGUAAUACUCUUAGUUGAGAGAGUAAAGGAUGCUGGCAAGGAUAUAAAGAAACUGACUGACCGCGAGAAAGAUGUUGAUGACAAAGCGUCGGCGGCUGCGAGAAAAGUGUCCAAUGUCCACGAUGACCUUGAGAAGUUGAGGGCUAAGAUCAUCAAUGCGCGCAACAGGGUCAAUGAUAUGAAGAUGUCCCUCCAGGCUGAUGGCCAGUGUUACAGGUCGUACCCAUCGUCUCUGACUCCAAGCUCUACCAAUGAGCUGCGCUUUGGUUUCAAACUAGAUGAGGCCCCGAACUCGGACAUGUUGAUGGUUCUGUUACUACAGUCUCCCCAGGCGGGAGGAAAGGAAUUUUUAGCUGCUGAAAUCAAGGAUGGGAAGGUGCGCUUCAGCUGGGAAUCUGGUAAAGGCUUGGGCUCCGUGUCCCAUGGUCGGUCUCUGGAGCCGCAGAAGUGGUACAAAGUGGUGGCCAAGAGAGUGGGCUCCAUUGGUCAGCUCAAGGUGUGGAGCCUGGAGGAGAGCACAGAGAAGAGGACCAACGAGGAAGUGGCCAGUGCUGGGGCAGGCUGCUCCCUGCUCAACCUCAAUGAGGAUUCCUCCGUCUUCUUGGCUGGCACCAGCAACCUUCAUCCGAUCCCAGCUGGAAUUACUCGGGAAAACUUUGUGGGCUGCCUUGGAGAAGUGUCCAUCGACAACAGUAAGCUGGGAGUCUACAACUUCAAAACAAAUGAGCCUGAACAUUGCACAGCUUGCAAACAGAUACCGCUGGUGGAGCUUGGCGAUGGCAAGACCUAUGUUUUCAAUGGGCGAGGGUUUGCCCGCUUUGAGGUCCUUGGAGGCUACUCAUCUUCUCGCACCAAAGUGGAGUUGGAGUUCAAAACUUUCUGGGAGAACUCCACCAUCUUUUUUGUGGGCAAUGAGGAACUGGGUGACUUCUGUUCCAUUGAGCUGGUCAACGGCCGAGUGCAGGUCAAGUUCAACAUGGGUGGCAACAGCAAAGGUUCUGGAAUCACAGCCAACACAUACAACAGUAACCAGUGGACCAAAGUCACGUUUGAUCGGAAAAAAUUGCAGGCUGUGCUCAUUGUGAACUCAGAGAAGAUCCCGAUGUCAGCCUCAGGCCCCAACAGUGGUCUGGACCUGCAGGGAGCCCCUAUGUACUACGGUGGCCUGCCCACCACAUUCUCCUUGAGCAAGUUCCAAGGCUUAACUCAGACCAGAUUCUUCUAUGGCUGCAUGAAGGGUCUGACAUUUGGCUCCUUACCCCCAGAGGAUGAUACAAGUGUUUUUGUCAAUGUGCAGACCAGCUCAGGCUGUCGGGAGAAUGGCAUCCACACUGUUGGCUUUAGAGGAGAUGGCUAUCUGACUCUUAAAAGCGAGUACAUUGGAUUCAACAAACAGAAAAAUGAUAUCUCUUUGACUUUUGUCACAAAAGAGAAGGAUGCUGUGAUUCUUAUUGCCAGAGACAUUCCAGGAGAGAACUACUACUCCAUUGCUCUUGUGGACGGCCGUAUGGAGGCCAGGAUAAGGUCUGACGGGAACCAGCCAGUGGGGAUACAGGCUAAAGAACGCUUCAACGAUGGAGUCAUGCAUUGUGUGUCUCUCAUCAAAGAUGGAAAGAUUAUCAAGCUAGUGGUGGACGACAAGGUCCUGGGCACAGACUCAGCCCUGGAUGUGUCGUUCUUUAAUGGAGGAGACCUGUACCUUGGAGGUUCUCCGAUAGAUGUGGAUGACAUUGCCCCCACCAGUAUCAAGCUGGAUGGAUGUAUCAGUGAUGUCAUUGCCAAUGGAAAGUUGCUAUCCAUGAGCGAUGCCAAGCAAUACAUGCGGGCUGAUGUAGGUCGCUGCCAUCUGACAACCAACAUGAAUGAGCCCGUUGUGGUGCCUAAAGUAGAUGAAGCAGAGGAAGAACCGACAGAGGAGCCCACCAUUCCGACCUCCUCGAAUCUAUCUGGCAACACACCUGUGUCACCUACAUCAGUACCCACUUCCUGUGCCUCAGAGGGGAAUCCUGCUCAAGAAGAUGAUGCCAAGUCUGUAGCCAACGGGGCUACUUUCUUUGCUGAAAUUUCUAAAGUGAAGAAGAAAGAACUGGCCAGGAGGUUCGACUUCACUUUCGAUUUCCGUACCUACUAUGCUGAUGGGUUGUUUGGUUACUUGACCAAUGCAGACAAGUCAUUUUACUUUGGCAUCCAGUUGCGAGACGGAAAGCUGGAGGUGUCCUAUGUGUACCUGGGUCAGCCAAUGGUUCUACGUUACAACGAGCUUCUUAACGAUGGCAAAUGGCACUCUGUAGAAGUUAAGAAAAAGGGCGAGUCUGUCAGUGUCAGUUACGAUGGCAAAACCGCGAAGAGUGACCUCAUUGACCAGCGACUGGACAUCAAGUUGCCCCUCCGUCUGGGUGGACCGGCCAAACCGGAGGAUUUCACAGACUACAAUGUGGAUCUGGUAACCCAUAGCAUCAGAGGCUGCAUCCGCUCCUUGAAGGUGAGCGGUCGAGGGGUGAACAUCACGGACACGCAGGUCAUACAGGACGUGGGAGGCUGCUACAAGAACGUGGAAGCUGGAGCUUACUUUGGUGGAGACGCUUUUGGAGUCAUCACGGAUGAUUUUGACGUGCCAAAAAAGAUGACGAUAACUCUGGAAUUCAGGACCACUAGCCAGAGGGGAGUGUUGGUAUCCAGUAGUGAUGGCUCAAAGUUUGGCUUCACUCUAGAGUUGGAUGAAGGAAAGUUGAAAUUGGCAGUGAUUAAUAAAAAUGGCCCAUUCCGUGUGGAAAGCAAUAACGACAAGAUUUUCUUCUGUGACAACAAAUGGCACAAGGUAACAGCUGUUCUCUCAGACAACGCUCUGACAUUGUCACCUGAGGGACUUGGUGACUCCAGGCUGACCUCUCGUCUUCCCUUAGGAGACAUAGGCCUCAAAAGUCCACUAUUUGUUGGUGGCUUUCAAGAUUCGUUUACCCAAGUUGCUAGUUCAUCUGCUGACAAUUUCAUUGGGUGUAUACGCGGCCUGGUCAUUGAUGGCUCACUUGUGGAUUGGUACAAGCUCAUACUCUCUCCAAAUAUCAGGAAAACAGCGUGCCCUAUAUCUUGAUAGGAAUGUCCAGCCAUGUAUAUAUAAUAUAUUGUUUAGAAUAUUACCAAAAGACCAUGUUGAUGCCAUGUGAUGAGCUAAACCGUGCGUGAUUGCUGUAAUACUGUAGGAUACUUUUAUAAUUUCAUUUACUCAUAGAGUAGAGAGUCUAGGUGGUAAGCUCUUCUAUUGUUUUCUUCUGUAAAUGACACUCCUCAGCCUUAUCAAAAACAGCUGUUACUGUUUGAUGAAUGGAGCUGUUACGUACUGCUACCAUUUUUGUUUUGUAUACUUGGAUGAUACAGAUAUGGUUCCUAUGCUGUGUUGCUGUGUAUCUGUAGAAAAUACAGAGAUAUUGAAGAACAGACUUGGGUUUCCACCAGCUCCUCUUGUGUGAUGGACUGACUCUUGGCUUUGUACACAAAGAGCUUAAGUUUGAUUCUCACAUGUGGAAGAGGAAGAUAUUUUUUUAAUACCUCUGUUGCUCUACUGAGAUGCAUCCCAUAAUAAAUUUGGUUAGCCCUUACUCGUGGAGUUGAGGCAGCCAACCUCCAAAAUUAUCAUCUAGAAUGUGUUGUUGAGAAGGCAUAAAACAUCUAAAUCAAAUUUUCAAGUUUACUCAGUUCCCACAGAAGUUUAAUAUAUAUAACUGAAAAAAAUUAUCUCAUUAUGCUAUGAGUUUGUUGACAUUGCUGUGAAUCAGAAUAAAAUGUCUUUUUUUUUUUUUCACUGAAGAAUCUUCUGAUUACUCUUAAGAACAUUUUGUCUUGAAAGAAGUUGUGAAAGUUACAGGUAUGAUGUGAUCUGUCCACUUGGAUCCUGGAUAUUAGCUUUUCAAGAAAUUUAGUGUGCCUACGCUUAGGAAUCCAGCAGAGAGCUCAUAUGUAUAAGUUCAUGUCUUUGUUAGAUGUAUUUGGAUUAGUUGCAAUUUAGGAUUUUUUUUUUUUCAAUAGAUUGGCGACGGUGCAUGUUAUUCUUUUAGAAGUGACCCCUUAAAAAGUUACAUCCUGAAAGAGUCAACAGGUCUGUGGCACAUAUAGAUUUGUAAAUAUGACCAGGUUGAUUUAUAACAGACCGGUAUCGUACGAGGAGUAUAUGAGUAUACCCAAGUGGAUGUAGGGCAUGUUGCUUUGUUUUUGUUGUUGGACGAAGUUUUAUAUGGACAUGAGAGGAUACUAAAGCUCAUUGGAAGCCAUUUUGUGUUGUAUUGCGAAUAUUUUUAGUUUCUCAUGAAGGCAAGUAUUUACUUGGCUUGAAGUUGCUUAGACUGUGAGAGUGUUUCUAAAGAUAAAGAUGUAAAAAUAUAGAGAUAGUUUAGUGGUUUGACUUUCAGAAAAACUCUGAAAGAGAUUUCUGGUGUAUGAAGUGUUCCAGACGCUUUUUUUUCUUUUUCGCAGUUUAAAUGCUCUUGUUGUAAUUGAAGUCAGUGUCUUUUUUUACUUUGUGUCUAAAUUGUUCCUGAAUUUGUUCUUCAUCUGAAGUUAGUUGAUGGUAGAGAACUACCUGUUCAAACACAGUCAAAUCUGAGAUGCCCAUCCGUUAUUGUGGAGAAAAGUGGUCAUCUUAGAAGAACGGUUCUCUAGGACAGUUUUAUUAUGAAACAGAAAAAA